AAGAGUUCCACAGGUCGGGCCUGUGGUCUGCCUGGAGAACUCAGUGGGAGACAGACAGAGCGAGGGAGAGAUAGAGCACGGUUCUUUUUGUUCCACACGUUCCAUUACCUUACAGCUUUAUAAAAGGGGGUGAACUUCUUUAACGUGGUUUCACACAUUUGAAGACAGGCGGCAGUCAUGGCAAUGAGGCCCCUCUCAGUUCUCCUGCCAUUUCUUACAGUGCUGCUAAGCUAUGCUGCAAUGGGAGAAGCGAGCGGCCCGGUCAUCUCCUGCUGUCUGAAGACCAGCAAUACCCAAGUGCGGCUGCAGCUGCUGCAGUCCUACCAGUUUCAGAACGGGGCCAUGUGUCACGGGCUAAAUGCAGUGAGUUUUAUCACUAUGAAAGGAGUCACCAUUUGUUCAGAUCCUUCAACGCCUUGGGCCAGAAAAGCCAUGUCUUACCUUCAAAAAAAGCACAAGUCUCAAUCCAGGAACCAUGUCUCUUUACAUGACCCAAAGAAGCUCGCGCUAACAAUGCAUGAGAAUUUAUCCUUCACAGACAAACUGGAUUCACACUGAUUACCACCUUUUGGACACUGAACUCAUGUUUCACUUCUUCUGGAGCACAAUUUGUUUACUGAAAUGGCACAUUAAUUUAUAUAUUUUUUGUUUAUGUUGCUCUCUGAUGUGAUUACAAAGUUAUUGUACACAAUAAUGACAAUCUGUUUAUUU
Messenger RNA from Alosa alosa (allis shad), 711 nucleotides. It is a transcript of the gene xcl32a.1, whose product is annotated as chemokine (C motif) ligand 32a, duplicate 1. Gene Ontology annotation, molecular function: chemokine activity; CCR chemokine receptor binding. Bases 178 to 558 code for a protein of 126 amino acids. Gene Ontology annotation, cellular component: extracellular region. The transcript is spliced from 3 exons. Gene Ontology annotation, biological process: chemokine-mediated signaling pathway; monocyte chemotaxis; inflammatory response. Lineage: Eukaryota; Metazoa; Chordata; Actinopteri; Clupeiformes; Clupeidae. The record is from RefSeq and is a predicted model, not a curated record.